Messenger RNA from Trypanosoma cruzi, 906 nucleotides. Its product is annotated as cell division protein kinase 2. Bases 1 to 906 code for a protein of 301 amino acids. The transcript has a single exon. Gene Ontology annotation, biological process: protein phosphorylation. Gene Ontology annotation, molecular function: ATP binding; cyclin-dependent protein serine/threonine kinase activity. Gene Ontology annotation, cellular component: nucleus; cytoplasm. The record is from RefSeq and is a predicted model, not a curated record. Lineage: Eukaryota; Euglenozoa; Kinetoplastea; Trypanosomatida; Trypanosomatidae.
AUGAGCACUCGAUACGAGCGACAGGAGAAGAUUGGUGAGGGGACAUAUGGUGUGGUGUACAGAGCUCGAGACACAGCUACGGGUGCCACUGUUGCAUUGAAGCGCAUUCGUCUUGAUACAGAAGAGGAAGGGGUGCCAUGCACUGCCAUUAGAGAGAUUUCACUACUGAAAGAACUUCGUCAUGCGAAUAUCGUGAAGCUGCUUGACGUGUGCCAUAGCGAGAGCCGCCUCACCCUCGUGUUUGAGUACAUGGAGCUGGACUUGAAGAAGUACAUGGAUCAGGAAGAGGGCAAUUUGGAUGCGGCCACCAUUCAAGACUUCAUGCGGGACCUUUUGAAUGGAGUGCGAUUUUGUCACGAUCGAAAUGUUUUGCACCGGGAUCUUAAGCCACCGAAUUUACUCAUUUCCCGUGAGAAGAGCCUCAAACUGGCAGACUUUGGUCUGGGACGUGCGUUUGGCAUUCCCGUGAAGAAGUUUACGCACGAGGUUGUGACGCUCUGGUAUCGCUCCCCGGAUGUACUGCUUGGCUCCACACAAUACGGAACUCCUGUGGACAUAUGGUCCGUCGGAUGCAUAUUUGCAGAGAUGGUCAUUGGCGCCCCGCUCUUUGCUGGGAAGAAUGACGCAGAUCAGUUGCUUCGCAUUUUUCGUUUUUUGGGGACACCAAACAAUCAGGUAUGGCCUUCCAUGAAUCAGUACCCCAAUUCCACUAACAUGUUGUCUAAGCCCGAGUUCCUGCAGAACCUCGCGGCGGAAUGCGAGACGCAGUUUCGCACGGUGCCAGCGUAUGCGAAGCUCGGCCCGGAGGGAAUUGAUCUUCUUCGCCGCUUGCUGAAGUACGAACCCAGCGAGCGUCUUACAGCCGCGCAGGCACUUGAGCAUCCGUACUUUUCCGUGGAGUUUUGA